AUGGAGGCGUUCGAGCGCAGGCUGGAAGUGCUCGCAGCGCAGCUGGUGCCGGACAUGGAGCAGCUCGCGCUCAACCCGACCGCCGCCGCCGCUGCUGCUGCCGUCCCCGCCGACUCGCCCUUCGGCGAGCCCGGCUCGUACGCGGUCGUGCUGCCAGAGGUGCUCGACGGCGAGGGCUCCUGGGACGUCUACAGGGCGGCCGAAUCGCCGCGCCGGCUGGUGUCGACGUUCCCGCCGCCCAACGACGGCAUCAGGACGCUCCACGACAAUUGGGAGGCUGCCGUCUCGCAGUACCCAAACGUGCCGGCGCUGGGCACGCGCAAGCGGGACGCCGCGGGGAAGCUGGGGGCCUACACGUGGCUGACAUACGCGCAGGCCGGGGACAUCCGCACCGCCGUCGGCUCUGGACUGCUCGAGCUGGGGCUGCGGCCAAAGGCCAUGGUGGGCCUCUACUCAGUCAACUGCAAAGCUCUGCUGCUGCUGCUGCUGCUGCUGCUGCUGCUGCUGCUGCUGCUGCUGCUGCUGCUGCUGCUGCUGCUGCUGCUGCUGCUGCUGCUGCUGCUGCUGCUGCUGUCGCCGCCGCCGCCGACGCAGGCCGGCGUCGUGCACGGCAGCAACGCGCUGCACGCCUGCGUGGCUGCAGCUGGGCGGGCGGCCGGCUGCAGCUCAGGGAUCGGGGGCGUUUAG
This is a messenger RNA of Monoraphidium neglectum, 687 nucleotides long. RefSeq lists its product as hypothetical. NCBI's taxonomy places the organism in Eukaryota, Viridiplantae, Chlorophyta, Chlorophyceae, Sphaeropleales, Selenastraceae. Gene Ontology annotation, molecular function: long-chain fatty acid-CoA ligase activity. The transcript has 5 exons. Gene Ontology annotation, cellular component: membrane; endoplasmic reticulum. Bases 1 to 687 code for a protein of 228 amino acids. The record is from RefSeq and is a predicted model, not a curated record.